AAAGGCCUGCAUCAGCCUUGAGGUCACAGAAGGAGCCCUCCCCCAUCCCUCCUCUUGCUCUCCUGGCCCCCAGCCUGGGGGCAGGCAGCCCCCACCCAUGGUGCCCUGGGCCACCCUGGCCCUGGUGGGCAUGAACCUGGCCCUCUUCUGGCACCCUCUCCAUGCCCCCGGGGCUGCCUGCCUGAGCGUGAAGACGGUGUGGGACCGGGGCCAGUGGCAGAGGCUCUUUCUGGCCCCCUUCCACCACCUGGGUCCCGCCCACCUCCUCAUGAACAUGGCUACGCUCCUGUGGCUGGGCAACGGGGUGGAGCAGGAGGUGGGCAGCCUGCGGACGGGGGUCCUGCUCCUGGCCUUGGCCCUCGUGGGGGGGCUCUUCCACCUGGCGCUCAACACCCUCCUGGCCGCACUGACGGGGAACCUGUGGUACCGGGAGCACUGCGCCGUCGGCUUCUCAGGAGUUCUCUCACCGGCCACGUCUCUGGGAUACUGGCUGGGUUGGCCCUCUCCACCAUCCCUCUGAACUAGGGCAGCGACUGAAGAGGCGAGCCUCUGGAGGAAGACCACCACCCACCACCCGCAGGAGCCAUCAGCGCCGGCCCCCCACCCACCAUCUCAAUAAAGCUGCCCUCCCUCUCUC
Podarcis muralis (Common wall lizard) is the source of this 637-nucleotide messenger RNA. Lineage: Eukaryota; Metazoa; Chordata; Lepidosauria; Squamata; Lacertidae. The record is from RefSeq and is a predicted model, not a curated record.